GCAGGACGCACCGAAGUACGCUCUUUCGGUGAGACCGCAAAGGGCGGGUCCUUGAAAUGUGCAGACCCUAGAUUGGGACACGGCCAUUCUGUCUAUGAGUAUUUCCGGGUCGAAGAAGAAGGAGAAGGGCAGUAUUUCCGGGUCGGUCAUCGCUGAGCUGGCUGUAGCACUUACGGCUCUGUAACGGUGUUUUGUCGGACUUGUAACGGUGUCUCGGUGAUGGGGGUCUGUGCGGGUCCGUGCGGGUCCUUAUUGGUCUGCCUGAGCCUGCUUGUCUAUUUGCCCCCUCUGACCGCAUGGGACGCGGAUCUGGAGCUGCUGGACUUGGUGGAGGAGAUCCCACAGACCUUCUACCAGUUCCUGUCCCUAGACCAGGAUGCCUCAGCAGCAGAAAUAAAGAAGGCAUAUCGUCGGCUGUCUCUCUCUCUGCAUCCUGACAAGAACAAAGAUGAAAAUGCUGAAACUCAGUUCAGACAACUGGUUGCCAUUUAUGAAGUCCUGAAGGAUGAAGAGAGACGACGCACGUACGAUGACAUCCUGGUGAAUGGGCUUCCUGAUUGGCGGCAGCCGGUCUUCUACUACAGACGAGUGAGGAAGCUGAGUAAUGCAGAGCUGGCUUUCCUCCUCUUCUUUAUUCUCACUGUGGGACACUAUGCAGUCAUCUGGUCCAUAUACCUAGAGAAACAAUUGGAUGAGCUGCUGAGUAAGAAAAAGAAAGAGAAGAAAAAAAAGCUGAUCUCGAGACCUCCAGAGGAUCUCAGGUGUAUCAGCCAGGACCGGACUGACAGAGUUCAGGACCGACCUCACUGGCAGGACAUCCUCCCUCUGAAGCUGAGCAUCUGGCUUUACCUGUCCAUCAAAAACCUGCCACAGACUGUCCAGGAGGUGAAGCAGUACUAUGAGGACUACCAGCAGAUGAAGCAGCAGCAGAGAGAAGAAGCUGAGGCUGAACAGGAAUUUACCCCAAGGGAGAAGAAGCCAAAGGUCAAAAAGCCGAAGAUGGAGUUUCCUGUUUAUGAACCAUCAUCAGAGAAUUUGACCUGCCAGAGUUACGACCAGACAACAUCCAUCGAGGAGAUUGAGGACCAGAUGGAUGACUGGCUGCAGGACUCCAGAGCUCCAAAGAAGAAGCCUACAGUAUGGAUGGAGGAUGAGCUCAGCCUCCUCAGCAGGUUAAUGGUUAAAUUCCCUGGAGGGUCUCCUGGUCGCUGGGAGAAGAUUGCUCAUGAACUGGGACGAUCGGUGACUGAUGUGACGACUAAAGUCAAACAGAUGAAAGACAAUGUGAUCCACACACCAGGUCUGGUGAAGCUGUCAGAGCUUAAGGCACCUCUUCCUCCUGUGAGGUCACUUCCUGUUGCUGACAGUGUGGUGACUCAGAGGGGGGGAGGAGCAUGUGAAGAGGAGCAGGAGGAGGAGGAAGAGGCAGCAGUGGCUGUCAGGAGGAGAAGCAGGAAGUCUGCAGCAGAAGUGGGCGAGCUGAAGGUCAGAGGCCGUCGGCAGAAAGAUUUCGACCCAAUGGCGGUGGGGGAAGACGAGGUGGACCCUCAGGACAAUAGGGAGAAGACGGACCCUGUAAUCUGGACUCAGAACCAACAGAAACUGUUGGAACUCGCUCUGCAACAGUUUCCCAGAGGAACCACAGAACGCUGGGACCGCAUUGCGAAAGUGGUCCCUGGCAAGAACAAGGAGGAGUGUAUGAUUCGUUACAAGAUGUUGGCAGAGCUCGUUCAGAAGAAGAAACAGGCCAAAAGCUGAUAAAGGGACAUGACCCUUAACUUGGCCUCCUCCUGCUGUGACCUCCUGACCCCAGGUGACCUGUCAGGUUAACUGUCAGCAGUGUGUAUUGUUCUGUUCAGGUGAGCUGCCUCCUGAUUGGACUGACUGAUAUAUUUUUUAAUCUGUGUAACGUGGCGUCUCACCUGCUCAGCUGUGUUUUUAUAACUUGUGUCAAAGGAAGCAGGUAACUUGUCUGAACCCACCUGACCAAUGACCUCACAGCUUUAUGUGCCUUAGCUCCGCUCAGCAUGCUGUCAAUCAACCUCUGUUCAACUGAUCAAUAAAAAGUAUUUAUUAUCUCC
Molecule: messenger RNA, 2081 nt
Organism: Acanthopagrus latus (yellowfin seabream)
Lineage: Eukaryota; Metazoa; Chordata; Actinopteri; Spariformes; Sparidae
Gene: dnajc1
Product: DnaJ (Hsp40) homolog, subfamily C, member 1
Exons: 12
Coding region: 220-1758 (512 amino acids)
Cellular component (GO): endomembrane system
Source: RefSeq, a predicted model, not a curated record